Harpegnathos saltator (Jerdon's jumping ant) is the source of this 6056-nucleotide messenger RNA. It is a transcript of the gene syd, whose product is annotated as JNK-interacting protein syd. Gene Ontology annotation, cellular component: cytoplasm. The transcript has 18 exons. Gene Ontology annotation, molecular function: signaling receptor complex adaptor activity; JUN kinase binding; kinesin binding. Gene Ontology annotation, biological process: vesicle-mediated transport. The record is from RefSeq and is a predicted model, not a curated record. NCBI's taxonomy places the organism in Eukaryota, Metazoa, Arthropoda, Insecta, Hymenoptera, Formicidae. Bases 36 to 3815 code for a protein of 1259 amino acids.
AUAUAGAUAUAUACAUACAUAAAACACUGGUCAAAAUGGAUCAAGAAACGGUCUACGGCACACACGAAGAUAGCCAUGUUGUCAUGUCAGAGAAGGUACAGUCUCUGGCAGGCAGUAUCUAUCAAGAAUUUGAAAAGAUGAUAGCUAGAUAUGAUGAGGAUGUAGUGAAAGACUUAAUGCCACUGCUAGUCAAUGUGUUAGAAUGUUUGGAUAUAUCGUAUACUGAAAACCAAGAACGUGAAGUUGAACUAGAGUUAUUAAGGGAAGAUAAUGAACAGCUUGUCACACAAUAUGAAAGAGAAAAGCAAUUAAGAAAAGCAUCAGAUCAGAAACUUCUGGAGUUGGAAGAUGUUUCCGAAGAUGAGAGAAAAGAGCUUCUGUCAAAAAUUGAUAGCUUAGAAUCUAUUGUAAGAAUGUUGGAGCUCAAGACCAAGAAUUCACAUGAUCAUGUUGGACGUCUCGAAGAAAAAGAAGCAGAACUGAAACGCGAGUAUUCCCGGCUGCACGACCGAUAUACAGAACUAUUCAAGACUCAUGUCGAUUAUAUGGAAAGGACCAAGAUGUUGGUUGGUAGCACAGAAAGAUUAGAAAGUGUAUCUGCUGGCCGUGCACCAUCCAGGUUACCUUCCCUUGGACUUGCUCAUAUGUCGCGUAGUUCCGGCCCGUUGAGUUAUGGUUUCCAGAGUUUGGAAGCUAGUAUAAAUGCCGAAGAUGUCCACGAGGAUAUCGUACCAAAUACCGCUAAUUUAAGAACGGAGAUGUUGGAUAGCAGCAGUGAAGCUGCUAUUGAAACGUCUGACAAAAGCCAACUAACUGAUCAACCAGUACAAGAAAACAAGACUACAGCUAUAUCUAGACACGAAAGUCCGGAAACUGAAGUACCGCCAACUUUAGUUACGCCAACAACACCUACUGUGGAAAAGUUUGCUACUACACCAAGUGGUAGAAGCAGAACUGAAAGAGAACAACGAAGCGGCAAUACGUUGUAUCAAGAACUAAGCUUUCAGGAUGCGGAUGCUCUCGGCGAGAUGGACGAAGGAGCUGAUAUUACUGGAAGUUUAGUUCAUCCUGGCGAAUAUGCUUCAUCAGUCAAUGACAACUUCUUUGGUAUGGGGAAAGAAGUAGAAAAUCUUAUUAUGGAGAACAAUGAGCUGCUAGCCACAAAAAAUGCGCUUAAUGUUGUCAAAGAUGAUCUAAUUGUUAAGGUGGAUGAAUUGACGAGUGAGCAAGAGAUAUUACGCGAAGAAGUUCGAGGAUUAAAACAGGCACGGGAUCGAUUACGGCAACGAGUCGUCGCACUCGAAGAGGAGCUGAAGAAAACCAAGGAGGAAGCGGAAGCAGCGGCUAAAGCGACGAAAAGCGACGACGAGGAAGACGUGCCACUGUCACAGAGAAAGCGAUUUACGCGAGUGGAGAUGGCGAGGGUGCUCAUGGAACGAAAUCAAUAUAAAGAAAGAUUUAUGGAGCUUCAAGAGGCUGUCAGGUGGACGGAGAUGAUACGAGCCAGUAAAACCGACCCUUCCAGUAUCUCGGGAGCGAAAGGUUCAGUGUGGAAGUUUUUUAGUAAUCUCUUCACGGGACCGGCCGAUCGAGGGACCUUGGUGCGUUCUACCCACACAUUACCGCAUGUACGUUAUAGUGCUCCGGCUAACCAGGUCGUACCAGCGCCGCCUUUGGAUGCCAUGCGUAGACGUACGUUGAAAAGUCGUCAAGACUUUCUCGACCAAGGAGACACCAUAGAUACCUGGUUUUUCUGGCUUUCGGUGGGGUGCUUGUUGGUCAGCAGAUCGUCCGAAAAACUCGUAGCGAGACGUGCAAGCGAACGAAGAGAGCAGUAUCGCCAGGUGCGAGCGCACGUCAGGAAAGAGGAUGGUCGUCUUCAGGCAUACGGGUGGAGCUUGCCAGGAAAACCGAGUGCGCCUGUCAGACAGCCUGUCCCAGUGCCAGUCUACUGCCGACCGCUGCAAGAAACCGAGCCAGGUAUGAAGAUCUGGUGCGGUGCCGGUGUCAACCUGAGCGGCGGUAAGACGCGCGACGGCGGUUGCAUGAUCGGCGGUAGUGUGUUUUACGCCGCUGAGGCGCGAGAAACGAGCAACACGAAGACGGAUGCCGAGGACGCGGUUGAACAUCUGGACAAAGAGCUGCAGGAAAACGAGAACCGGCGACUCGAGGCGGAACGAUGGGAUCAGCAGCUUAGCUCGCUCGUCUGGAUCUGCACUUCGACGCAGAAGAUGUCGAAAGUCACUGUAAUAGAUGCGAAUAAUCCGGCAGACAUUCUGGAAGUGUUCAACGUUUGUCAGGGACAUUUGCUUUGCAUCGCUAGUGUGCCCGGUGCCAAAGAGAGCGACUAUACCCAGUCCUCGAAUGAAAAUUCAAUUCGUACGACGAAUGGGACUAACGACAGCGAGAACAACAACGGUGUUAACGAGGACGUUACGAACGCGAACGAGAGUAACGAGCAGAACGGUCAGAAAAAUCAUCAGGACGGUGAACUUCUUGUUGACAAGAGCAAGAGCGAAUCCGACAAUCCGUCUGAUGAUCAAGCGAACGAGAACACCGAGAAGACUGCCGAGACAGAUCAGAAUUCGACGAACGAACCCCAGAGUCUGGAAAGUAUAGACAGCGAAACGGCGAACCUAGGAAAGGUUCAUUUUGUACGUUGCAGUGCUGAUGUGUUCCCGUCGCGGUUGAACGGCAAGGACACCGUGAACGAGGAGACGAAGGAAGAAGAGGUCGGCGAAGAGACGCCCAUCGAGAAGAUGUCGUCUAUACAACCGACCAUGUGGCUCGGUGCUCAGAACGGCGCAGUUUUCGUUCAUUCAGCCGUGGCCAAGUGGUCAGUGUGCUUGCAUUCCGUGAAACUGAGAGAUGCAGCGUUAGCUAUUGUACACGUGCAAGGUCGAGUCCUGGUUGCUCUGGCGGAUGGCACCGUUACGAUAUUUCGCAGAGGCGCAGAUGGACAAUGGGAUUUGUCCCAGUACCAUGUGAUUACGUUAGGUAGUCCUCAACAUUCCAUCAGGUGCAUGACCGCGGUUAGCGGAAAGACUGUUUGGUGCGGAUACAGAAACAAGAUUCACGUGAUCGAUCCUAUUUCAAUGACCCUCGAGUGCACAGUCGAUGCGCAUCCUCGUAGAGAGUCUCAAGUGCGGCAGCUCGCCUGGUUGGGUGAGGGUGUGUGGGUCAGCAUCAGACUCGAUUCGACGCUAAGGCUUUAUCACGCUCAUACCUAUCAACAUUUGCAAGACGUCGAUAUAGAGCCGUACGUCAGCAAGAUGCUCGGUACGGGCAAGCUCGGAUUCUCCUUCGUGCGCAUUACUGCCUUACUAAUUUCUUCAAAUAGGCUGUGGAUCGGUACCGGCAAUGGUGUGAUAAUAUCGGUGCCGCUGUCAGAAAGUGCGGGCGGUUCAAUGGCGGUAUCCAGAGUGCAGGCAGGAAAUAAUAAAAGUGACGCGCCUGGAGUUGGCGUCAGAAUCUUCGCGUCGGAUCGUGGGGUCACUCCGGGAAGCUUCAUACCCUACUGCAGCAUGGCUCAUGCGCAGCUCAGCUUUCAUGGACACAGAGACGCUGUGAAAAUGUUCGUUGCCGUACCUGGUCAUGGUGGUCAGAGCGCGAUAACGGACGGAACACAGCCUGCGAUGCUUGUUCUUUCCGGCGGUGAGGGUUAUAUUGACUUUAGGGUUGGUGACGGGGAUGAAACAGAGGAGGGUAUGGACCGAUCGAAUGCCGCAGUUAACAACACGGAAGAACACGGCGAGCAGAGUCAUCUGAUCGUAUGGCAGGUGCAGUGUCCUUUAUCGAUGCCAAUGAAUGGCUAGCCUACGGACAGAGGUAACGAGCGCGAGCCGACGGACGAUCCGGCUUACGACGACGCAACGUCGUUGACGAACGAUCAUUGGAUCGUAGAUUGUGGAUUGUGGGACGCAAUUGUACCCGAGCAAGCUGUUUUCGUCGUCGCGAACUAAUGUGCUACCUAUCUAUUCACCUAAAUAUAAAUACUUGUGUAACGAUCGUAGCGGAGUACGUUAAUAAAUUCUGAAGUAACUAGUGCGAUCUCGCGUUAGCGGAGCAAUCACGGCGCUGACGACGUACCGAGUCACUUACUUUUUCGGAAUUUUACGAGCAAUCGUGCUGUUUUAUCUCGCAACAGAAGUGCGUCGGAAGACUCCACAAGUCUCUCCGCGCCAUGACUAGAAUCUCAAUCCUUCUCAAUGCCGACAACUUCUCGCUUUUCUCGCGUUAAGCCGCACCCCGACCUUUAAGCUUUUACGUAGGAAUCGAGCGCGACGAGAGAUAGAAUCGAAUUAUAUAAAAAUUCAAUCGAAUUGAAUUAUCUUACGCGAGGCGCGUCGAGAUCUUUCUCGUGCCGAUGUUAGUCAGACGAGUGUUCAUUUCGGAAUAUCGUGCUCCACGGACGGAAAUGUUGACAAGUCCGUCGACCGUAAUUUCCGGCAAUCAUUGUGAUAAUACGACGAAGAUGUUAAUACACGAGGCGAUAAAUUUCGACGAGAUGCUGCCGUGACACACAUUUGCUACACACAUCACCGCAAUAAAAAUUGUUCAUCAUUUGUUCAAAGUACCUCGCGUAUGUAUGUGCCUGUUCGCGAUAUCCUGCAUAAUCGCUGUUUGUACACGCGGUAUGUGCGAAGGAAAUGUAAUAAGGUGCGUGCGACUCAGGCAGACUUUUAAGCAUAAUGUAAUCUUACGUUAUCUAAUUGUUAUGUAAUCAUUAUGUUACGUUAUCUUAUGUCGGGCAGUAUAUUAUUUCCUUGAUCUAAUCGCUUUUAUUCGCAUACAACGUAUCGAGCAUAACGAUAAUAAUAUAAUAAUAUUAAUAUAAUAAUAUUAACAAAAUAAUAUAUAUUCCGUUUCUCUUCUUGAUCAAGCGUCGAUGGUGUAAAUAAUAUGUUUAUAUAGCGCUCUGUGUGUAGAUCCGUGAUCUUUUAAUUAUUUUUUCGCGUCAGCUGCAUGGGCUGAUCGUUUUACGUACGUCAAGCGAAAGAUUCCGUACAAGGGGAAAAUAAGAGAAUAUAACAUAUGCUGAAUAGUGUAACUAAAAACAAAAAUUUGAUCGAAUUGACAAAAAUCAGCUGCGUGAUAUACACGAUGUGCGAGCAACUGCUAACUAAAAUACAGUGGAAACCAGAGACCGCUGCUUUUUUGUCUGUAUUCUUGUCGGCAGCAGUAAGAGCAGCAGUAUUAUAAAUAAGUAAUGGUAUAAAUAACCGUAACGUUUAUUAUUUAAAUGAAAUUUAUUUUACUUUUACUUUUUGAUUAAGCAGUUAGAAUCUUACUCGGCUAAACGUAGCGUCUUUUGGCGGCUCAUGCGAUCGUUAGGAACGACAAGGCCGACGAUGUACAUAAUACUACGUUAAUAUAGCGCCGUGUGUGUAUGUGUUUGUAGAUCCGUAAUUGAAUUUGUUUCGCGUCGGUGAACGAAAGAGCGGAGUAAUUUUACAUGCCUGUAAACCCAGUGUCCUCUGUUUUUGUGACCCUAACAUCACCCACAGUGUACUACCAAAGAGGUGAAAUGUAAUAAUUCGAUUAUGUUGUUUAUAUAAAUUGCGACGAAGAAACUGUAUCCCAGUGAGCAAUCUGUUAGCAGAUUGACGACAGAUUCAAUCAGGUUCUGUCGACAGAUUCAUAGGCAUCUGUAUCCGUAUUCGGCUUGUGUUUUGUCGACAGAAUCUGCUUGUAUAAAUCUUGUUGUAUUUCUGAUAGCAAACUGCUGACAAAGUCUGCAGCAAGUACUAUGCAAAAUCUGCUCUUGCAGAUUUGACCAUCUGGAUGGAUAUGUUUUGUAUUUUUGCGUGGCCUCGCGAGUCAUGGGGCGUUUACAUCUUUCGACAGUCGACGGUAUCUCUGAUGAUAUUGAUCCGGUGAUGAUAAAGUUUUGUAAAGUUCCCACGUCGAGGUGCGCGACGCGGCACAACGGUUUAGGAUACGAUAGAAGAACUGCGUAAUUAUCGUGCUGAGCUGGCUUUCGAUGUCGAGCUCGGAAUUGUACCUGGCUCGGGUGGCGUUGUAACGGCAUUAAUAAACGAAGUUGCGGAAACAGA